Wyeomyia smithii (pitcher-plant mosquito) is the source of this 3885-nucleotide messenger RNA. It is a transcript of the gene Madm, whose product is annotated as nuclear receptor-binding protein homolog. The transcript has 12 exons. Gene Ontology annotation, biological process: intracellular signal transduction; protein phosphorylation; endoplasmic reticulum to Golgi vesicle-mediated transport. The coding region runs from base 1038 to 3023 and encodes 661 amino acids. Gene Ontology annotation, molecular function: ATP binding; protein serine/threonine kinase activity. Gene Ontology annotation, cellular component: cytoplasm; endomembrane system. The record is from RefSeq and is a predicted model, not a curated record. NCBI's taxonomy places the organism in Eukaryota, Metazoa, Arthropoda, Insecta, Diptera, Culicidae.
AAGAAGCUAACAAGCCAGCAAGUAAGCAGAAAGGAAAAGACGGAAAAGCCUUUGAUCUUUUUUUCACUCCGCCGCGCACUAGUCGUUGUCGUCGCCGUUGCCAGUCAUUCAGUCAGUUUCACUUUAAACCGUGUGGCAGUCGCUUCAGUUAACUACGUUGUCGUCGUAAUCAGUGCAAAUUGGGAGCAGAAAAAAGUGUAUCAGUGUCCGAGUUUGUCCGACAUUCGUGUGCUGUCUGCUGGUGAAUUAAUUUCCGUACAAUUUAAUCGAAUCAACAACAGUGAAAAAAGCAAAAGAGAAUCAGAGGAAAAGUUCGAUGUGCUGAGACACACUGAGUGCAGCACGGGAGAGCGAAAAGCACGGAAAGAAUUUGAAUGGUUUUCAUCGCUGUCGUCGUCAUCGUCAUCGUCUUCGCCGUCGCCGCCGUGGAGGGCAGAGUUUAGUUAGCAAUAUCAGCAGCAACAACAAUAGCUAGUGCAUCCGUCGGAGGGUGGUGCAAGUGUGUGUGUGUGUGACGACAAGUGAUAAACAAACGCCGACGAGAGAAGAGCGAAAGAAAGAGAAACGAUUUUAUUCUCUCUAGAUUAAAAUUGGUGUCGGUUUGUUAUUUCGAAUCUGAGCCGAUUGUAUUCCGAUAAGUUCUACGCGUUAAGGUUGAUGUUUCCGUUCUUAGUGGGUACUGAUUUCGGUUAAUUGUGUUGCCUAAGUGGAGGAAAACGGUAAUCCAGAAGCGAUCAGCGGGGAGCAACCUCGAAAUAGGCGGUGUGCCAAUUGCUCCAUAGCGGCGCUCUUCGGCAAUUAUAACCAUCAUUAUUAUUAGUGUAUAGUGCGUACGAUAGUGUGCUUGUUCUGCACUUUGAUUCGUGGUUCUUAUCAUCUGCUGUAUUGGUGGAUUACUUCAGCUUGGAUACAAUCGAACUCUCAAUGGAAGAGUGGUGCUUGAGAACUGGAGCUGAACUAGGAUACUAAUUAAAAUAUCCUCGACGCUCGGCCGAGGUCCGACCGACUAAUUUUCACCCAGUAGCCGCAAUUCUGCCAUGCCGGGUAGCCGUUCCAGUAAUAACGAUACCGAGCACAACAAAUCCCCUAGAGAGAGCGGUGAGGAUUCAGAGGAUGAAAGUGAAAUUCUAGAGGAAAGUCCGUGCGGAAGAUGGCUGAAACGAAAAGAAGAGGUCGAACAACGAGAUGUUCCUGGCAUCGAUUGUGCACAUCUGGCGAUGGACACCGAGGAAGGUGUCGAAGUUGUCUGGAACGAAGUACAGUUUUCCGAGAGGAAGAAUUUCAAAUCUCAAGAAGAAAAAAUACAAUUAGUAUUCGAAAACCUAACUCAGUUAGAGCAUCCAAAUAUAGUCAAGUUUCAUCGUUAUUGGACGGAUACCCAUAACGAUAAACCUAGGGUAAUAUUCAUAACGGAAUACAUGUCCUCUGGUUCUCUGAAGCAGUUUCUCAAGCGUACCAAGAAGAACGUUAAGAAACUACCACUGCAAGCAUGGAAGCGGUGGUGUACUCAAAUUUUAUCAGCACUUAGUUAUUUGCAUUCCUGUUCGCCGCCAGUAAUUCACGGCAACUUAACCUGUGAUACAAUAUUUAUUCAACAUAAUGGUCUAGUUAAAAUUGGUAGUGUAGCUCCAGAUGCCAUUCAUCAUCAUGUAAAAACGUGUAGGGAAAAUAUGAAAAAUAUGCAUUUUUUAGCUCCAGAGUAUGGACCAGCCGCAUCUACGACCGCCAUCGAUAUCUACUCGUUUGGCAUUUGCGCGCUGGAGAUGGCGGCACUGGAAAUCCAAGGAAACGGAGAUUCGGGUACGCUAGUCACAGAAGAGCAAAUCAAACGCACUGUCGAAAGUCUUGAAGAUGCCCAGCAGAAAGACUUCAUCAUCAAGUGCCUCAGUCAUGACCCUGCCAAAAGGCCUACCGCUAGGGAAUUACUAUUUCACCCGCUGCUGUUCGAGGUGCAUCCGCUAAAGCUGCUUGCCGCCCACUGUCUUGUAAACACCUCAUCGAACUACGACGAGAUGCUGCAGAAGCUGAACAAAUCGGACAUCGUGUACGCCGAGGUGCGACAAAUCGAGUUCCAUCUGGGUGAUGUCACCGGAACGGAAAAGCUGGAGAAGUUUGUAGAAGAUGUAAAAUAUGGCAUUUAUCCACUGACUGCCUUUUCGGCACAAAAACCACCCGCUUCCCGACCGCGAGCAAUAUCGCCCGAGACUGCAGAAUCGGUGAAAUCCGCCACGCCAGAGCCGUUAGAUAUUGAAACUAGGAGAGUUGUGAAUAUGAUAUGUAGUGUUAAGCCGCGAGAAGAAAAUUGUGAAUUAUUUAUGACAAUACUAUUAAGAAUGGAGGAUAAGAUGAACCGACAGUUAACAUGUCCUAUUUCACCGGAUGAUUCAGCCGUCGCGCUUUCCCAUGAACUGGUACACCUUGGGUUUAUUCAUGAGACGGAUCGUGAGAAGCUAGCCACCAUGAUAGAGGAUACACUGCGAAACAAACAGCAACAACUACUAGGGGCGGCAGCAAAAAUGCAAUCGGCCGCAGCCCAGGCCGGUGAGCGCUUGGUGUCCUCCGAUGGGGGCUGCAGCAGUGGCAUAUCCGGGUCGGACUCGGUUACGUCGUCCUCCGCCAGCAAUCACCUCCACCAUCAUGUUCCUGUAAAUUCGGCCAGUUACGAUCGUGGGUGGAAAGUAGCAGAUUCGGAAGCACUACUGGUUACUAUGCCAGUUAUCAUGGAAACGUCCGGAAUCAGUGUAAAUAGCUUAGAUGCGGCGCUUUUUGCCAGUUUGGAUGAUGCUGAGGAGGCUUGCGAGCAGCAGGACGAAGAGCUCGAAGCGCUGGAAGCGGCCAGUAGAGCAGCAGGGGACGAUGAUCAGUACGACCCUGAACCCACAUUGAACUACGAUGACAGUGAUGUCGCCACAAUGAAGGCGACGAUGCAUCGACAGUCCCUAACCUCCACUAGAACUUCCAUUAUCCCGGAAGGCGAGCUGUGUCGUAGCGAGACGAUCGAAUCGUACGAGGCUACCGAUUAAAAACAAACGCUGGAUAUAGUCGUCUCUGUUAGAGAGCACUCCUACCAAGUAAGCAUUAAUUUCUAUUUUGUACAUUAAUAAAAUGAGACAAAAGGAUAUCGAACGAAUUGCUAUGUAAUUACAUAAAAAAUAAUUUAAUGGAAUAAUCCACUGAGAUACGUACACUUAAUCAUGCCAUUGAUGCAAGAAAUAGACAACAGGAAAUGAAAAUGAUCUUCAUUGUUUAUUUGUCUAAACAAUAAAAAUGGCGCAGAAUAGAAUGCUUCUGUAAUUUUGUUUAUUGUGCUUUAAAUUUAUUUUUGUGAAUUUGUAACAGGAAUAAACCGAAAAUAAAACCGCGUAGGAAAUGGUAAAAUAAAACAAAGGAAAGUGAAAACCUCUCUAAUCAAUCAUCAUAGUCAAUCGUCUCAGUUGGAUCAGCAAAGAAUUUACUCUCGUGUAGUUAUAAUGAUAAAGUCUAAUCAAGUCAUCGUCAGUAUAACACGAAAAUACAGUGCAGCCAUUUUUAACAUACGAAAAUAGCGAAAACGAACACUAGAGAAAACAAAACCCAUAUAAGACUCAAAAAUAAGAUAAAACGCUGAAAAGCAAACUGUUUUAAACCGGAACCCCCCAUUACAACCUAACCGGACAGAGCAGUGUAAAGCCAACCUCCAGGUGCUUGUAUGCUGAACCGAACUAGCAAAUAGCACGGAAAGGUAGAACAGUAAAUAUUUAAAAAAAGUCAUUUACCUAUAAAAAUGAAAACAAAACGAAAAAAUCAGCUUGCUUGCGAGCAGUCACAACAAAACGCGUGAAUACAAAAAAGGCAAAUAAAGAGUGCAUCAAAAAGGCGAACAAAAAUGUCUGUGAUUUAGAAUUC